Molecule: messenger RNA, 2218 nt
Organism: Myzus persicae (green peach aphid)
Lineage: Eukaryota; Metazoa; Arthropoda; Insecta; Hemiptera; Aphididae
Product: peroxidase-like
Exons: 13
Coding region: 129-2003 (624 amino acids)
Biological process (GO): response to oxidative stress
Molecular function (GO): heme binding; peroxidase activity
Source: RefSeq, a predicted model, not a curated record
ACAUAUGCUGAUAUUGUUUGUGAAUAAUUAUCAUUAUUCUAUUUUGAACUAUCGAGGUAUGCGAUAGUUGCUACUUUAAGAGUAGGUAUAUUAAAACUAAGCAGAGUUAUAAAUUCGUCUGUACGAGGAUGUUCUAUUUGUUGGUAUGGUUAUGUGUCAUAUCAGUGUUUGGAACUUCAUCAAGUAUUCGAAUUAAAAAUGAGAACAUCGAGAACCCUGUGCUCUUUGACGGAGAUGGUCCUGAUUCAAACAACAUAUAUUAUAAAGAGUGUGCACCCAGAGUUACCUGCAAUCGAGGUGCCAUUUACAGGACAGCGGAUGGCACAUGUAAUAAUUUAAAGAAUCCAUUGUGGGGGUCGUCUGAAACCCCAUACAUCAGACUUACUGAAGCUGCUUAUAAUGAUGGCGAUUAUGAAGUUCGUAGACAAGUGGAUGGUUCUCGGUUGCCUAGACCUCGUCAAUUACAGUUAAAAAUGUUUUUACAAAAAUCCACGGAUUACAGUGACUCUAACAAUUAUCAUCUAAGUCAAUUUGGCCAAUGGACCAAUCAUGACAUCAGUCUUAUGCCACCCGAUAAAUCAGGGCCAGAAAGAUGUUGUUCCAUUCCGAUUUAUGAGAUCAACAGUAAUAGCCCAUACCAAUGUCAAUUAGCUAUUGAAAUACCUACCAAUGACCCAGUUCUUAGUAAUUAUGGACAAACAUGUAUGGAAUUUAGGCGUGCAAUGACGGCUGCUAAUAAUUUUAACUGCCCUGUAACUCCUCAAACUCCAGUGAAUCAAGCGACCUCAUUCUUUGACGCUUCACAAUUAUACGGACACAAACCAGAUACGGCAGCAUCAAUUAGAUCGUUUUAUGGUGGAAAAUUGAAAACAGAUAUUAUAAAUGGACACGAGUUUUGUCCUCAGAAAAAAAGAUAUGGAUCAUUAAUAUGUGAUGAUCGGGAUAACGUGGGAGUUUGUUUUGAAGCUGGAGACCCAAGAUUAAAUCAACACUUUGGACUCACAGCGUAUACCACAAUGUUUACCCGGUUUCAUAAUAUUGUGGCUGAUAAGUUACAAAAAAUAAAUCCUCAAUGGUCUGAUGAAGUGUUGUAUCAAGAAGCUAGAAAGUUCGUUGGUGCACUCAACCAGAUAAUUGUUUAUCGGGAUUAUCUACCCAUUCUACUUGGUCAAUCAUUCACCGAACGCGUUGGUUUGUAUAUUAGUAAGACUAAAAGAACACGAUACAACUCUUCACUCAUGCCGCAACUGACCACGGAAUUUGCUGGCGGUGCUUUCCGAGUGCCACAUAAUACACUGCCUUCGACAUACGAGUACAUAAAUAAAAAUUAUAAAAUAGUGGAUUCAGUUAAAUUUCACGAAUGGAUGUCGAAACCUGAUCCCUUAGUAAGGGGUAAUAAAUUUGACCAAAUAGUCAGAGGCAUGUCUACAAAUGCAGGCCGUUUGUUUACACCGUCGUUUAACUAUUUUAUAUCAAAUUUAAUGUUCACCACACACAUCACUGGUAACGAAGAUUUGCUGUCAGUCGAUAUUCAAAGAGGUCGCGAUGUCGGCAUACCACCCUAUACUGUUGUAAGAAAAUUGUGUGGUUUUCCAGAAGUCAAUUCAUUUGACGAUUUAUUAAAUAUUAUGCCAAAUUACGACGUCGAAUCACUGAAAGCACAGUACCGUUCAGUUUAUGACGUUGAUCUUCUCGUGGGAGCUUUACUGGAACCACCUGUGGAUGGCGGAACGGUUGGUCAAACUGCACAGUGCAUCUUAGCUGAUGUAUUUUACCGUGUUCGAUUCGGCGAUCGUUUCUUUUAUGAUGUCAGAGGUCAACCGGGAAGCUAUUCUCUAGCACAACUGAGAACUUUGGAAAAAAUCGACCUAGGUCAUGUGUUAUGUGCCACGACCGAAUUGAAUGAAGUACCAAUGAAUAUUUUCAAGUCAUCAAAAUAUUCACCAAUGAUAAAAUGCACAAGAAAAUUAUCAAAGUUGGAUCUUAGAGCUUGGAGAGCAUAAUUUUUUACUUAGUUAUAUACAUUUGAUAAUACUAUUAUAUUCAAGACGUUACUUGUAUAUAAAUAAAUUAUAAUGAAUAACGUUAUAUAUAAAGAUUUGGGUACUUGACUGAAGUGCCUAUAUACAUAGGUCUUUAAACGUUCUAAUAUUGAUACAUCUUGUUGUGAAAUUAUUAUUUUAUUCAAAUUUAAUAUAUUUAAGUAUUGUCAGUCUAU